AAGCCCCGCCCUGCCCUCCUGGCUCCACCUCCCCGGCUCGGGGUCCCGCUUCCCCACUGGUCAGCAGUGAACAGGCAUGACAACUGGUACCGGCAGGUUGCUGAUGACCUCAGGGAUCGCAGCGAUAAGGCGGAGGGAUAACCCGCACGGAGGCUGGCGCGCUGCAGAGCCGGCGCCCAACCCCAGGGCCGCCUCCGGACUCCAGGCUGAACGUCGGGGCCCCGCCCGGGCCCGUGCCGCCCAGGCCUUGACCAGCUGCGCUCGCCCCGCCCCCGGGAGCCGCGGGCGCAGAGGCCGCCCGCUCUCCCCACCUAGGCUGCCGGUCCCGGGGAGAGGCUUAGGCGUCCAGCGCAGCCUCCCAGCCUCCGGGGCUCGUCGGUGCCUUCCUCUGCAGCGGCAGCAGCCUGGCCUCCGCCGCGCGGCUGGGCGGUCCGGAGAGUAGAGGUGGGGGGUCCCGCGCCCUGCUCCCAACCGGGCUGCGCGGAGUGUCGGCAGCCCCGUGCCCUCGCCGAUGGCGCCCAGGGCCGAACCCCCCGACGGGGGCUGGGGGUGGAUGGUGGUGCUCUCCGCGUUCUUCCAGUCGGCGCUGGUGUUUGGGGUGCUCCGUUCCUUCGGCGUCUUCUUCGUGGAGCUGGUGGCAGCGUUUGAAGAGCAGGCGGCGCGGGUCUCCUGGGUCGCCUCCAUAGGGAUCGCCGUGCAGCAGUUCGGGAGUCCCGUGGGCAGUGCCCUGAGCACGAAGUACGGGCCCAGGCCCGUGGUGAUGGCGGGGGGCAUCUUGGCUGCGUCGGGGAUGCUGCUCGCCUCCCUUGCUACCUCCUUGACCCACCUGUACCUCAGUAUCGGGCUGCUCUCAGGCUCUGGCUGGGCCUUGACCUUCACUCCGACCCUGGCUUGCCUGUCCCGUUACUUCUCUCGACGGAGAUCCCUGGCCACAGGGCUGGCACUGACCGGCGUGGGCCUCUCUUCCUUUGCCUUUGCCCCACUUUUCCAGUGGCUGGUCAGCCGCUAUGCCUGGAGGGGGGCCCUACUGCUGGUGUCUGCCCUGUCCUUGCACCUGGUGGCCUGUGGUGCUCUCCUCCGCCCGCUCUCCCUGAGGGAGGACCCUAUUGUGGGCGGACCCGUGGCCCAGCUCACCUCCCUGCUGCAUCACGGCCCCUUCCUCCGUUAUACGGCUGCCAUCACGCUCAUCAACACUGGCUACUUCAUUCCCUAUGUGCACCUGCUGGCCCAUCUCCAGGACCUGGAUUGGGACCCACUGUCUGCUGCUUUCCUACUCUCAGUGGUGGCUGUCUCUGACCUCGUGGGACGUGUGUUUUCUGGGUGGCUAGGAGAUGCGGUCCCAGGACCCGUGGCACGAUUGCUGAUGCUCUGGACUGCCCUGACGGGGGUGUCCCUGGCCCUGUUCCCUGUGGCUCGUGCUCCCAUGGCCCUAAUGACUCUGGCCGUGGCCUACGGCUUCACGUCAGGGGCCCUGACCCCGGUGGCCUUCUCCGUGUUGCCUGAACUGGUAGGGACUGGAAGGAUAUACUGUGCCCUGGGACUGGUGCAGAUGGUCGAGAGCAUUGGGGGGCUGCUGGGGGCUCCUCUGUCAGGUUACCUCCGGGAUGUGACAGGCGACUACACAGUUUCUUUCGUGGUGGCCGGGGCCUUCCUUCUGGCAGGAAGUGGAAUCCUCGUCACUCUGCCUCACUUCUGCUCCCCGGCCUCUGCCUCCAAGCCCCAGGACCUUGUCACAGAGGCAGUGGACACCACAGUCUCUCGGACCAGGGAUGCGCUGGGAGAGGACUGAACUGCACAAAGGGGCUGUCAGACCGAGAAGCCAGAGCUCGGCAGCUCCAGAUUCUCCUCCUCUGGCCCAUCCUGGUGCUCACAGAACCACAGUGCCUUAAGCAUCUUGAUCCGCUCCCCCACAGGGCAGGCCUGGGCUGGGCGGUGAUCCUGCCUGGUGUGCACCAACCCCCUAGUAUUUUGCUGAGGACUCUCAUCUCUUCUUUGCUCCCACAACCUUUAUGGAAGGAUCCAGGAGCUCGGCCUUCUCCCCGGGGGCUGUGAAUCCGCUGUGACAACUAAAGGCCAAGAGACUUAA
Mustela erminea (ermine) is the source of this 2086-nucleotide messenger RNA. It is a transcript of the gene SLC16A13, whose product is annotated as solute carrier family 16 member 13. Lineage: Eukaryota; Metazoa; Chordata; Mammalia; Carnivora; Mustelidae. The record is from RefSeq and is a predicted model, not a curated record. The coding region runs from base 512 to 1789 and encodes 425 amino acids. The transcript has 4 exons. Gene Ontology annotation, biological process: transmembrane transport; monocarboxylic acid transport. Gene Ontology annotation, molecular function: monocarboxylic acid transmembrane transporter activity.